Messenger RNA from Saccoglossus kowalevskii, 1719 nucleotides. RefSeq names its product alpha-N-acetylgalactosaminide alpha-2,6-sialyltransferase 1-like. Gene Ontology annotation, molecular function: sialyltransferase activity. Lineage: Eukaryota; Metazoa; Hemichordata; Enteropneusta; Harrimaniidae. The record is from RefSeq and is a predicted model, not a curated record.
UAUAAAUUUACUGACAAACAAGAAUAAAUUGAAUACAUCUGAAUAUGAAAGAUUAUUGCCUUAUUGGAUGCCAUUUGGAUACAAAUACCAUGAGAAUAUCACAGAAAAAGAGCUUUAUGAUGUGUACAAAGAGUUUCCAGUUGAAGAUAGUAUAUUUACAUUUCCUGGCAAGACAAGACCACCAUGCAUAACAUGUGCAGUUGUUGGCACUGGUGGAGUGCUAAAUGGUUCUAAUAUGGGCAGGGAAAUUGACAGUCAUGAUAUGGUGUUUAGAGUCAACAAUGCUGUGAGGAAAGGAUAUGAGAAAGAUGUUGGGGUCAAACUUACCCAUUAUGUGUUUUUUGACAGAUCGUUAGCACGUACAAGUAAAGAUAAUUUACCAACAGACGAGGGUACCAUAUAUGUGUUCAUGCCCUGCAGAAAAGCUGAUCUUAGUUAUCUUUUAAGCAUUAUUGGAAAGGGAACUUCAUCAAGAAAACAAAAAAUGUCAGUGAAAAGUGAAUCUCUGCGCAUUUUGCAUCCAGAUUUUGUGAGAUACAUCCAUAAAAUCUGGGAAAUACCAAAUCUUUCGUCUACUACAGGAGGUAUGAUGUUGAUGACUGCCUUGCAUGGAGGAUGUGAUCACGUCACCAUAUAUGGCAUGGGAUAUACCUAUGAUUAUAGCAUGCAUUAUUAUGAUAAAGACUAUGUCAAAUAUGACAAAGUAACUGGUAGUCAUGAUUAUCAGAGAGAAAUCGCACUCAUGCAUCAGCUUCAUAAAGAUGGAGUGGUCACAUGGUAUAAAAGAGAUAUUGCUCAGUUUUCAUAGAAAAUUUGUGCUUGUAGCAUACACUAAUGUCAACCAACGUCAAUUUAAAAUUAAUUCAUACUCUAUAGGCUGUCACACUAUAAUAGUCUAUAACAUAAAAUUAUAUUUUAUUAUACCUUUAACAUGGUUACAUGACAAAGAGCACAUUUGUUAUAUGACAAAUAUUUUCCAAUCAAUGUUUAUAUUUCAUGAAAAUUACAAGCCUGAAAAUUUUGUUAAAUGGUGAAGACAGCUAAAGGCCUCUCCAGCCAGCAUCAUCCCCUCUGCAUUAAUAUAUUAUAAAUUAGACCCAUGGAAUUGUAGUAGUUCUGUAGUACUUCACUCUUGAUGACCAUUGUGAAUGUAGCAUUCAGUAAUAACUUAUUGCUAUGUUCAUUGUAAUUCCAAAAGAUUUAUGGCUAUUUUGUGUAGUGAUCUGAGACCAUAUAAGUUAGAACAGUGUACAGUUACACAUCAAUGUACCAGUACCUUCUAUUUAACAAGGCGAUGUAUCUGGAGUGGCAAAACACAAUAAUGCAAAUGGUUUUGGUGAUUAUUUUUUAUAGUAUCCCUCUACCAAUUAAUAAUGUUUAUUUUAUGUUUGACAUUUUACUAUUAAGAAGGACGAGUAGGAUCCCAUGUAAUACUAUAUUUGUUGUAAUGACUAAAGUAUGCUAGCAUUGAAAUCAUCCUUUGAUUUGUCACACAAACCAUACACUAUAUUUCUCAGCUUAUUGACAACAUAUGCCAUUGUCUCAAUGGAAUGCUGACAAUUUUGUACAAAAUGGUUUGUAUUAUGGGGUCUGUUACAUUACAAGUACAUGUACAUUGUGAUUACAGUUUUGAUGACUUUUUGAACACAUGAUGCACAGUCAUUUUGUUUCUACUUAACCUGUUGAGUGUUAGAUAUAUAAGUCAUCAUAUAGCGUCAC